AUGAGUUUAAGGGAACACCAGUUGUAUGCUAAGUUGUCAAAGUGUGAAUUUUUGUUAGAAAAGGCAGCAUUUUUGGGCCAUGUGAUUUCUAAGGAUGAAGUUGCAGUGGAUCCAAGAAAGAUUCGAGCUAUGAGUGAUUGGCCAACCCCAAAGAAUGUGUCGGAUGUGAGAAGUUUCUUGGGGUUGGCAGGCUAUUAUAGAAGGUUUGUGAAAGACUUUUCAAGUAUUGCGAAUCCCAUGACAAGUUUAAGGAAAAAGGAGCAUAAAUUCUCAUGGACUCCAGAGUGUGAGGAGGCAUUUAAGAUCUUGAAAGAAAGGUUAUCCACAGCACUUGUGCUGGCUUUGUCGGAUGGAAGUGAUUUGUAUGAGGUGUAUAGUGAUGCAUCAUGGUUUGGACUAGGUUGUAAGGGUGAUUGCAUAUGCUUCAAGGCAAUUGAAGGCCCAUGA
Messenger RNA from Chenopodium quinoa (quinoa), 447 nucleotides. RefSeq lists its product as uncharacterized. The record is from RefSeq and is a predicted model, not a curated record. NCBI's taxonomy places the organism in Eukaryota, Viridiplantae, Streptophyta, Magnoliopsida, Caryophyllales, Amaranthaceae. The transcript has a single exon. Bases 1 to 447 code for a protein of 148 amino acids.